Clupea harengus (Atlantic herring) is the source of this 2412-nucleotide messenger RNA. Its product is annotated as zgc:174895. NCBI's taxonomy places the organism in Eukaryota, Metazoa, Chordata, Actinopteri, Clupeiformes, Clupeidae. Gene Ontology annotation, molecular function: adenine phosphoribosyltransferase activity. The record is from RefSeq and is a predicted model, not a curated record.
AUAACAGUUUUGGCCAUACAUUGGAAAAAUGAUGCAGCCCAUAAAUGAAUUGCAUAAACAGUGGAUCACACAACUUGGGAGACACUGGAACACUGAGGCGUCACAAAGCUCCAUAAUCUUUUUGGUGUGUAUCCCAUACGGCGACUGUUAAAAGUCAGGUUGAAUUCCAGCGCACAUCAGGAGUGCAUGCCGUCAAAAAGACCCAAAUUAAAAAAGACAAUGUGUUAAAGAUACUUUCCAGGUCUGUGUCACUGAUCCAAUCGAAUGUGUGCCGUCACGACUCAACUCCUCUUCGGUCGACUUCUGCAUCGUAACAUUUGGGAGAGAAAAUUAGUCGCGUAGAAAAUCACUGAUUGCCCCAUGAGAGUCAGACGCACCUGUGCGGGCAGUGCGGCUGUCAAGCAAAUGUUAUGUCUGACCAUUCAAAUGCGAGUUUAAUCUGUUGGCUGAACUUUUGCCACUUUAAUGCAAACAAUGAUUUUGGUUUUCAGUGUACCAAGGGGCCAAAAUUUAAAAACGCUGCGGAAUAUCCAUGCUAAAUAGAAAGCAUGGAAAACAAAAUACAAGCAAAGGUUUUGGCAGACAGAAGUAGCCCACGGAAGAAGACAGACAUUUCUGCAUAAACCAUUCGAAACAUAUUUCUCUGAUUUUAUGUUUAUAACGUUACGAUAGUAAAGUUCAAAAGAUGAAUUAGGUCUAAUGAAUUGUGUUGGAAGCAGUACAAUUAUGAUCGACUCCUUCUUCUUAAUAACAAUUACAACAAUAAUAACAACAACAAUAGGAAGAAAAUGGCGAUGAGACGUAUCCAAUGAGAUUGAAUUAAGAACAGUUUAAACUGACAAAAUAGAUCAUUUUCCCCCAAGUGCAAAUUAUUCACAAGGAACGUGACAUUCCCCUGUCUUCAAAAAAGCAACAUCAGCGGAAUAACACGUUCUUGGCAUGCAACGACAAAGCAAAUAUUUCUUACUCAAGUCUUUUUGUUUUAAUAUGCAACUUUACACCUCCGCUUACAAAACUUUUAAAAAUACAAAACGCAUAGAAUAGUUUCUUUGAACAACUCACAGAGGGCAGUAUUGAGUGUUCUCACAAAUGUCAACGGAGUACGCCCCCCUUGGCUUUGGACAUCGGGCCUACUGGGGUGCGGGUCUGUCUACUUCUCCUUCGAUCUUCAGCUUGAAGAAUGGACGCUUUGGCUGUCCCACAAGACAGGGGAAAGGGCUGGUAUAUCUCCCUCAUGGCACCUAACACCAAAGGACCAACAUUUGCUUGGCUAGACCCGUCAAGGCUGUAUUGCAACUCCCAGGCAUUAUCUGACUGUGUGAAGGACCUGCUGAAACCAUUCCAGAAUGAGUCGAUUGACAUUGUUGCUGGCAUAGAUGCCAUGGGAUUCAUUCUAGGGUCUGCUGUGGCUACCACUCUUGGGAAAGGCUUCCUAGCCAUCCGUAAAGCAGGACAUUUGUGUGUUGAAACUCAAACCCAAGAUUACAGUGACUAUUCAGGACGAGAGAAACUGAUGGAAGUGCGUCUGGAUGUGCUCAGGCCAGGCCUGAGGGUACUUAUAGUGGAUCAGUGGAUUGAGACAGGGGGUACCAUGAAGGCAGCCAUCCAGCUUGUGGAGAAGCAAGGAGCCACGGUGGUGGGUGUUGCUGCAGUAGCCAUUGAGAACAGCGAGGGAGGAAAGUGGAUAAAGCAGAACUAUAAGCACUCCAACUGCAUCCCAGAGGAACUCCAGUCUCAGAUCGACAGCCAGUACCUGGAAUCUUUCAAGGUCUUUGGCCCAAAAAAACAGUGAACCCCAGGACACAGUGUGGGAAUGAGAGGUGGACUGUCAGAAAUGCGUGGGAAGCUUACAGUGUCUUUUCCUGAAGAGAUACAGACAGACAGAGCCAAAGAUAACAAUCUCUCAAGGGAGCCUGUAUCUCUAGCAAUCACAUGAGGAUGGUGCAGUUUUGCACAUGUUUGGAUUGUGCCUUUUUUUUCACCAACCACAAGGUGGAGCUAUAUGCAAAAUAGAGUUUCUAAAUAAGAAAUGGCCAGCAAUUGUUUUUUUCUUUAAAAAGUUGCUUCAGCCAUAAAAUGUUGCAGGCAAAAUAAAUUUGUGUUGAUAGAAACUACAAGGAAUACUAAUAAAAGAUGUAAUGAUAUAUUAGGUACUGACAAUGAUAAGCAGGAUUCUAAAACGAAGUGCUUUCACUACAUGUGGAUGUGUCUCACCCAUGUUCUGUAAUGUGAUUUAGAGAACCCAUAUGGAACAUAUAACUCGAUUUUCUAACAUGGUCAUUUUCUAACAUGUAUAACCAAUAAUAAGAAAGACAUACUUGGUUGACAUUACCUCAGAAAGGUUAUCUUUAUUUUCUUUAGCAGUCUUGUGUGAUGUUUGCAUAACUUGACAAAAAUAAAAAAAAGCAAAAA